Diachasma alloeum is the source of this 5845-nucleotide messenger RNA. RefSeq names its product heterogeneous nuclear ribonucleoprotein U-like protein 2. The record is from RefSeq and is a predicted model, not a curated record. NCBI's taxonomy places the organism in Eukaryota, Metazoa, Arthropoda, Insecta, Hymenoptera, Braconidae. Gene Ontology annotation, molecular function: protein binding. The coding region runs from base 235 to 3327 and encodes 1030 amino acids. The transcript is spliced from 6 exons.
AAUACGUAACGCGGCGGUUUUUCCGGCCUAGAGUGCCCGCCAUAUUGUCUCAGAGGGUAGCGCGGGUCACUGGCGCGUGUGUAUGGUCACUCUUCUUAUUCUCAAUUAAAAAAAGAAUAAUAAUAAUAAUAACAACAGAGUUCGAUAAAUCCGAGGAAUUAAAAAGCUCAGUUGACACUGGCCACGUAUAACCUGGUUACAACCAAUUCGAUUGUAUGAUAUAAAAACAGAGUUAUGGAUCCAGCCAAACUGAAAGUGGUUGAGUUACGUGCUGAAUUAUCACAGCGUGGUCUUGACACCAAGGGAAAUAAGGCGGUGCUUGUUGAACGACUCCGGAAAGCGUUGGAGGAAAGCGAAGCUGAAGAAGCUGAAGAAGCAUCUUCCCCGGAGCCAGCCCCCCAAGAAGUUCGUCAAAAGACCCCGGAGCCGAGCAAGCCGGCAACUCCCUCAAAAAUCUCAACAAGAACCUCGAGGAGUCUCCGAGGAACCCCAGCGAAGGCGUCCUCCAGGGUCCCUCCCCCUGCCCCGCAGAAGCAGCCAUCACCAGUGAAGCCUCCAGUGAUCGAAAAGCCCCUGUCACCAAUAAUCGACAAGGAAACUGAAGCAGCAUUGCUGGAGGAUGAGCCCCAGAGUGGUGCAGUGCCCCAGACAGCAGUUGAGGAAUUAACCGAGCCCCCCAAGGCUGACACCUGCACUCCCCAAGUAGCUGAGGAAGCCCCAGAGAUACCACCAGCUCAGCAAGAGGACUCUGUUCAAGAACCCAAGGAGUCAGAGGUAGCCCAAGCCAUUGUUGCAUCCUCAGAGGCACCAGAACCCCCAGAAUUACCUGAAAAGCCUGUCGAGCAAAUACCUGCCACCGAAACAGUCGAGCUCCCAGAGGAGACCCAGGAGAAUGAGGAAUCCCCUGGAGCCAACAACGACGACUCAAAAUCUUCGCAGAGCACCGACCACCAGGUGUCUGACGACAUCAGCCAGAUCCCCGAGAGCUCCGAAGAGAAAAUGGAAGUGAACGAGGAGAACGUCUCACAUCCCCCUGAGGAGAACGAAACAAAAAUGCCUGAAGACGUGAAGCAAGAGUUGCCAGAGGAGAAGCCAGACGUUCACAUAAAACAAGAACAAGAGAAUUUCAAAAUUGAAAACGAGCACGAGUCGACCCAGGACGUGGACAUGAAGGUGGAGAUCAAACAGGAGGACGACAAGGACCUGGUGGAUCAGGACAGAAAGGACCGCAAGGACAGGAAGAGAAAGCGUUCGACGAGCUGUGAUCACCCGAGGAGCCCUCCACCCCCAGUUAAAACCGACGACGAGCCCGAGAUCGAUUACUCGAGGGUUCUACUCUCCUGGUACGACUCAGAUCUCAAUCUCGUGAUCGAUAAAUCCUCGUUUUUAUCAGCAACCCCGAUGCACAACGAUGGCUUUGGGUACGUCUGGGCUGGGGCUAGAGCCUCAUUUGGAUUUACCAGUGGUAAAGUUUACUACGAAGUCAAGGUUAAGUACGAAUGCCCUGUCACUCUUCAGGAUGAGGAGUAUCCACACGUUCUGCGUGCUGGAUGGUCGGUGGUUCAUACCUCGAUGCAGCUGGGGGAGGAGAAAUUGAGUUAUGGUUAUGGGGGGACUGGCAAGAUCUCCACAGGAAAUAAUUUCAAGGAUUAUGGACCGAGGUAUGGGUUGAAUGACGUCCUUGGAUGCUACUUGGACAUGUCUGGGGCUGACGCAGUCAUGAGUUAUACUCUGAAUGGGAAGAAUCUGGGGCAGGCGUUCAGGGUGUCCAAGGCUGAGCUGGCGGGCAAGGCCCUGUUCCCACAUGUUCUGACGAAGAAUUGCGAAUUUUCCUGCAACUUUGGGGACGAAGAGCCCUGGGGUGGAACUCCUCUCGAUGGAUUUGUGCCAGUGGGACAGGUGGACAUCAAGGACCGAGUUCCUGGGCCUGUGAGGCCUGAGAGGCGGGAGGAUUGCGAAAUGAUCAUGAUGUGUGGCUUGCCUGCUGCUGGGAAAACUUUCUGGGCUACCAACUAUGCGUUGGAGCAUCAUGAGAAGAUGUACAAUGUUCUGGGGACCAAUAAUCUCAUUGAUAAGAUGAAGGUCAUUGGGUUACCCAGGAAGAGGAAUUAUCAUGGACGGUGGGAUGUGCUGAUUGACAAGUGCACGAGGUGUCUCAAUAAACUUUUGGACGUUGCUGCCACCAGGAGGCGAAACUAUAUUUUGGAUCAGACGAAUGUGUAUCCUUCCGCACAGAGACGCAAAAUGAGACAUUUUCAUGGAUUCCAACGGAGGGCGAUUGUUGUUGUACCCACGGAGGAGGAGUUCAAGGCGCGGAAUGCUAAACGGGUGGCUGUGGAAGGCAAGGAGGUUCCUGAUUCUGCUAUUAUGGAAAUGAAAGCCAACUUCGGUGCACCGGUGGUGGGUGAUUCAUUCGAUGUCAUUGAGUGGGUUGAGCUCGGUGAGGAAGAGGCUAAGAAGCUCAUCGCCAUGUACAAUAAGGAGGGCAAAGAUGCAGGUUUCGCACAGCAACCGAUAGCCAAACGCCCUCGGUUUGAGAAGAGUACUGAAAGCAAUCGUGAUGCACGACCCAAUCGAGACAACAGGGACAAUCGAGAUAAUCGCGACAGGAGGAAUGCUUAUCCAGACAGAAACAGAAAUGCCACAUGGCGUGGUGGCAGCCAGAUGCCAGGUGGUUGGAGAGACCGAGGUCCACGAGGUGGUCACAUGAGACCCCCUGGUGGGCCUUAUGGACCCCCAGGAGGCUGGAGGGGACGCGGUGGUCCCCCGGGACCCAUGAGUCGUCCGAACGAGAGACGUGGGGCACCGAGCGACAGACGAGGAGGAGGCAGUGAUCGAAGGGGUGCAGGAGCAGCGAGAGGUGGUGGCUGGGGUCCCAUGAACAGCAAUUACCAUAAUUCGGGAUCAUCCGGUGGCUGGGGUGGCUCACAGGGCAGUGGAUGGGGAAGUGGGUCACAGACGCCUGGUGGCUGGGGAGGUGGACAAGGUUGGGGCGCACAAGGUGGCUGGGGCAGUUGGAAGGGAUAUGGUUCCAACGCAAACUACAAUCAGGGCAAUUACACUCAGCAGGGCUAUGGCAAUGGCAAUUGGGGGGGUUGGGGUCAACAGUAUUACAAUCAGUAUUGGGGUCAGCAGCAACCAUCCAGCGGACAAUCUAGUACAACUAGUGGACAGGGUUCCACAGUUGGUGCUAAUUCAACGUCCGCAGCCUCGACAACAAGCACUGGAUCAUCGUACAACAACUAUCCCCAAGGAUGGCAAGGUUACACACAAUCUUACAAUUACUCGACAGACGGUUCGAACACUAGUGUUCAACAACAAAAGUAGAUUUUGUAAGUAUGAGUGAUUUGUACUUGUUUUUUCAUCACUAAAGAAUGGAUAAAGAGAGCCGACGAGCUGGUAAAUGCAUCAUUAGAAUUUAGUUCACACCCACUGGAUUAUGGAAUUCAGCUGUCAUUCAUCUAUCCGACACUGCAUAAUCUCAUCUUUAUUUUACAAUAUAAUGACAUUACCAUUAAUUAAAACUAGUAUAUUUUAUUAUACAAGUGACAGCGAUUAUCGAGGACGAAGUGUCUAGCAUCAGCUGUAUUUUACGGUAUAUUUUUCAUGUAUUUUGGAUGUAUCAAUCCUCGACUUGCGUUUAUCAAUGCAUUGAGGGUUAAUCUGCAUUAUCCAAUUGUCAUUGACUAAAAAUACACAAUGUUGAUUAAUUACAAUUGAUCAAAGGGCACCACAGUGGUAGAAUGAUUAUAAUCAGUAAAUACAUUCAUGGCAAGUUAUGUAAAUAUGUACAGAUUCGCCUAUAAAAAUACUGCAAAAAUAUAACUCACAAAUUCGUGGUUGAUUAUUUUGGUGAAUAUAAUUUUUAUCAUUAGAAAACCAAUCUACAUUCCUGUUUACGUAAAAAAAAGCCAAGUGUUUACAUAUACAUUUCUUAGUCCAUGAUUUAUCAACAUUUCCCAUAUGUUACCAGUCACCGUAUGUUUUUUUACUACUGGAAUUUCAUUCAACUUCAGCACACGAUCGAGACAGAAAACUUCAGUCCUUCAUUUGUUGCAUGUAUUGUUUACUGAUUCAGUGAGUCUUGUUGUUAAAAAAUUGUGCAUUGAAAAUGGCAUAGGACACCAUCCGUCGCCUAAUGAGCAUUGAAUUAUAAGUAUAUAGGGAAGAAUUAAUUGAGGAAAUUAUAUAAUCCAGUGGAUGCCCAAUAUUGCAGACAAAUAUGGAUAUUUCGGCAUAAAUGAUUUAUUUUAAUCAUUAUCUUUAGUUAUUCAAUUCUAACCCCGCAAAUAUUGUUUGCUGCGACUAUUCAUUACUUUCUAUGAAAUGCUGUACAGCGUGAGAAAUCUAAAUUUGAGAUUACUGAGGAUUACGAGAAAAUUGAAUGUAGAAAUGUAUGAAUAGAAGAGUUUGAAUCACAAUCGAUUGAGAAUGAUGUAUGUGAGCGAUAUAUUUUAAGGAAAACAACAGCAGUAAAAGAGUAAGAGGAACAUUAUUUAAGUGACAAUAGGUAUGUAAGUACAGUAGUCUUGAUGAUAAAUCAUAAUUAAAUUCUUUUCGAAAUUCACACGGAUGAAUUGCGUCGAGUCCAACACAAUCUUUUUACAUGAAUGUAUGGAAAAUAGGGACAGGAGUAACGAGUAAAUCGAGGAUAACUCUAUGACCCUAUUUGUUAAUAAGAAUGUAUAAACUCAUUCGUAAAAUAAAGAAGAUGUCUUGUAUAAGUCAACCAUUGAUUGUUAUGGGGGGAUUGGAUGGGAUCAUAAAAGGCCGCACUCUGCAUUUUUAAACAUCUAUUUAGGUUCUCCAGAAAAAGAAUACAGUAGUUUGUAUACAAUGUACAUUAUUAAAUUAGCAUGAAGCUGCCGUUGCAACGGAUCAUAUUUAACUGUUUCUUUCAUUUCAAAAUUAUUGACAUGGCUGAAAAUAUUAAGUAAAUGAUGAAAAUUUGCAUGUAAUGGAGAUUCAUUCUAUUUCUCUUCAUUGUUCAUUUCAACUAUCUGAUGGAGAAACUAAAAUAUCCUCAAAACCCACGGAUCAAGCUCCUACUCAUUUGGUCAAACGAUAGAGCAUUCAAAUGGCAGGAACACAGUGAGGAAAAAUUAUACGAAGCAUUUGGUAGGUGUGUAUUUAAUUCUUCUCCAAAUUCAUGUAAUUUUUUUACAUGAACAUGUGGAAAAUAGGGACACGAGUACCGAGUAAAUCGAGGAUAACUCUAUGACCCUAUUUGUUAAUAAGAAUGUAUAAACUCAUUCGUAAAAUAAAGAAGAUGUCUUGUAUAAGUCAACCAUUGAUUGUUAUGGGGGGAUUGGAUGGGAUCAUAAAAGGCCGCACUCUGCAUUUUUAAACAUCUAUUUAGGUUCUCCAGAAAAAGAAUACAGUAGUUUGUAUACAAUGUACAUUAUUAAAUUAGCAUGAAGCUGCCGUUGCAACGGAUCAUAUUUAACUGUUUCUUUCAUUUCAAAAUUAUUGACAUGGCUGAAAAUAUUAAGUAAAUGAUGAAAAUUUGCAUGUAAUGGAGAUUCAUUCUAUUUCUCUUCAUUGUUCAUUUCAACUAUCUGAUGGAGAAACUAAAAUAUCCUCAAAACCCACGGAUCAAGCUCCUACUCAUUUGGUCAAACGAUAGAGCAUUCAAAUGGCAGGAACACAGUGAGGAAAAAUUAUACGAAGCAUUUGGUAGGUGUGUAUUUAAUUCUUCUCCAAAUUCAUGUAAUUUUUUGACAUGAACAUGUGGAAAAUAGGGACACGAGUACCGAGUAAAUCGAGGAUAACUCUAUGACCCUAUUUGUUAAUAAGAAUGUAUAAACUCAUUCGUAAAAUAAAGAAGAUGUCUUGUAUAAGUCAA